Messenger RNA from Toxotes jaculatrix (banded archerfish), 1362 nucleotides. It is a transcript of the gene ak6, whose product is annotated as adenylate kinase 6. Gene Ontology annotation, molecular function: AMP kinase activity; ATP binding; ATP hydrolysis activity. The record is from RefSeq and is a predicted model, not a curated record. The transcript has 5 exons. The coding region runs from base 204 to 728 and encodes 174 amino acids. Gene Ontology annotation, cellular component: nucleus; cytoplasm. NCBI's taxonomy places the organism in Eukaryota, Metazoa, Chordata, Actinopteri, Toxotidae.
UGGGCACAGAGCUGUUGGAUUGUUACCGAGGUGGCUGUGACGGCAAACAACAAGCAAGUGAUUAAUCUCUACCAUUUUGUCCGCUUGAUCUUUUUUCAGGUUUGUAGACUAAAUAGUCCGUCGACAACGGCGGAAAGAGAUAACGGGGCUGUUCUGUUUUUGGGGCAGUCGUUAUCAAGACACGUGUUUGCGGCUGGCGAGUCAUGAAGAUGAAGAAGCGACCAAACAUUCUGUUAACAGGAACACCUGGCGUUGGAAAGACCACUUUAGGAAAGGAACUGGCCCAGCGGACUGGGCUGCACUAUGUUAACAUAGGAGACCUUGCCCAGGAAGGACAACUGUAUGACGGCUAUGACGAAGAGUACCAGUGCCCAAUUUUGGAUGAGGACAGGGUGGUGGACGAGCUGGAUGAAAAGAUGAUAGAAGGCGGUGUGAUUGUAGACUAUCAUGGCUGUGACCUGUUUCCUGAACGCUGGUUUCACAUCGUCUUUGUCCUCCGCACAGAUAACACUCAGCUGUUCACGCGGCUAGAGAGCAGGGGUUACACAGGGAAGAAGCUUCAGGACAACGUGCAGUGUGAGAUCUUCCAGACCAUCUAUGAGGAAGCCAUGGAUGCCUACAGCAAGGAGAUUGUCCACCAGCUGUCCAGCAACACUCCUGAAGACCUGGAGUGCAACCUGGAGCAGAUAGUACAGUGGACUGAGCAAUGGAUGAAGGACCAUAACUAGAAGCUGAACUCUGCCUGCAGGGUUCCAGUGGCAGGACUGUCAACAAAUGUUAUUUGCAGAAUUCAACAAGAAUUGUAGUUAUUUUCCAGUCUGCAUUUAUUUUUCAUAAAUUUUGCCAUCCUGAAGAACAGUGAUACAUUCAAAGUAGAAUCGCUCUCUUCAGAUUCUGGGCCUUUAUCCAGGACUUUAUGACACUGGCUGUGACACUGGCUGUCUUAUUGCCUACUGUAUGAAUAUACUCAUGCACUGUUGCAUUUGUGUCAUUUUUAUAUAUAAAUUACCACUGGGGAAACAGCAUUGUCACGGUGUCCUAUUGGCAAUCACACGGUAGAUGGGGCUAAAACCUUUGAGUAUUGACAGCUGUCAAGUACCAGUAAUGAUUAAGAACUUUAUUUAUGCAGCACUUGUCUCAAGGUUAUAAAGUACCUCAUAACUUAAAAACAGAAAAAUAUAUUUGUAAUAAAAUACACAAUAAAAAUGAGGCACUAAGUUCGUCCCAGAGUCUAAGAAAAAGAUAAAUGCUAAAAGUAAAAUUUUGGACUUAAGUGAAAGAUCGUUGUAAAAGUCCUUACUCACAAACUUAAGAAUAAAAACCAUUUAUCAUAGCUCUUUUGACUUCAACAUCUUUGCUGUC